Messenger RNA from Dictyostelium discoideum AX4, 225 nucleotides. RefSeq lists its product as hypothetical. The record is from RefSeq and is a predicted model, not a curated record. Lineage: Eukaryota; Evosea; Eumycetozoa; Dictyosteliales; Dictyosteliaceae. The coding region runs from base 1 to 225 and encodes 74 amino acids. The transcript has 2 exons.
AUGUUGUAUGGAGAGGGGAGGGUGGGAAUGGGUAUUAUGUGGUGGUAUUUCGAGUUCGUCAACUGGAGAGUUAAAAGUGAUCAACAUCAAUGGGAAGUCGUUAUAAGAUAUAAACAUUUUAGAGUAUUUCAAAUUAAUAAUGAGGUUUUUAAUUCAUCCUCAUCAACACCUUCUUCCAUUUAUUCACCUUCUUCAUCUGCACUUGGUGGUAGUAAUUAUAAUUAA